AAAAAAAAAUUAUAUAUAUUUUUUUAUAUUUUUAUAUUUUUAUAUUUUUUUAUUUAAAUAAUGAUUUAUUAUAUAUAUAAUUAACAAGGGAAUAAGAGUCUUUUGCCACUUAAUGAAGAAUAUAUUUUUGAAAAUGUCUCAUUAGUGGUGGUAAAAAUGAAAAGUGGUUCUAUGAAAGUGGUAAACAUGUAAUUUCCCCAAUAUAUAACUACCAAUCAUUAGGGGUGUCAAAAUGGGUUGAAAUUAAUGGGUUGACCCAAACCAAACCAAUCCAUGGUUCUAAUGGGUUAACAAUUUGGAUGUUAAUGGAUAAAUGGUUUUUAUGGGUUAAUGAGUUUAGUGAGCUGGAUUAAUAUUGGUUUGGAUCAAAAUGGUUUAUGGAUUAUCCAAUCCAACCCACUUUUUCUCACAUAAUUUUUUAGUCUCUCUCUCUCUCUUUCUUCUCUCACGAGACGCUCUCUCUUUCUCGAUCUCACGAGACCUUCAUCAUCGAUCACGACAUCGAUCAACCCUUUUGGGUCAUUGCUUUUGGGUUAUCGAUCGCAACACAUCAACUCAUCUUCCUUGUGAGUCAAACUCUAUUUUUUUUUCAAUUUGGCUUUAUGGGUCACUGAUUUUGCUGAUUUGGGAUCAAUUUUGAAGUAAAUUUUUCUGGGUUUGAAAGUGACUUUCAUGGAAGGAUUGUCUCAUUGUUUGGUUUAUUUAUUUGUAUUGAUGUACCUUUGUUCUUCUUGAGUGAUGAUUGAAGCUAUUCAUGUUUAGUAUCCGAGUCUCUUUGUGAUGUUUUGAUUGUAGAAUGAGUUUUGAAUGUUGCUCUUUUUCAGAUCUUCACUACCAAGGAGACCAAACACUGAGUAUCACCACUACUCUUCCACCAGCGUUGUAUCAACAUCCUUUACGUGUUUGUGGAACACUUGUAGCAGCAAGGUAUCAGUGAUUGUGGAACACUUGUACUACAAGUCUUGUAGCAGCAAGGUGUCAACAAAGAUGAUGAAUAAUGAAGAUCUUCUAAACAGUGGUGGCCAAUCAUCCACAAGUGCAUCACAAACGGCUCUAGUGAAACAAUGGGCAGACAUAACAAGAGAAGUGAACGAAAUGAUGAAGUGGCUCGAUUGGAAUUAGAGACUUUUGUUUGUGUUCUAUUACCAAACGACCAUAGUUCUUGUUAAUGUGUAAUGGUGGAGACUAGAGAGACAAUCUUGUUUUUCUUGCUAGACAUUUGAUUUUCUAUUAAUUCAAAUAUUUUGAUGAGUUAUAUUA
Messenger RNA from Brassica rapa (field mustard), 1260 nucleotides. RefSeq lists its product as uncharacterized. NCBI's taxonomy places the organism in Eukaryota, Viridiplantae, Streptophyta, Magnoliopsida, Brassicales, Brassicaceae. The record is from RefSeq and is a predicted model, not a curated record.